UUGACCGAAAGUGCAGUGAUUGUCCAAGACCAGUGCUGACGAGGCAUGUGAGCAAGAGAAGUUGAGCUUUCAGCGUGUGUUGUGGAGGGGCUAAGAGCUGUCUCCUGAAUUUCGGAUCAGGCCUUGGCUUCUCCAAGGGCUCCCGCAAGCCUGGUUUUAGGGAAUUAUGUCGUUUAAUACAAGAAAAUGUGUCUGUGAGUGCAUCCUGCAACCCUCUGAGCUGAUAGGAGUAACCUCAGCCCCUUUGCUGAGUACCUCUGCCCUGGGCAGACUGUGGGCAAAGCCAGCGCAGAGAGCACCACAGAAUCAUUUAGGUUGGAAAAGACCUUUAAGAUAAUCAAAUCCAGCUGUAAACCUCACACCAGCACAGGCUCCCAGCAAUCGGGUGAUUGAUUUUUUUGGCUGUACCCAAGGAGUUUGCAGAGGAAGAGGUUUCUGCAGGCAAGGAACGGGCAUAACCCAGGGGGGCUGCAGCGGGUUAGAUCUCUGCUUGCCUUCCUUGGUGCGACUGAUCCCAAAACACGCAGGGCUGGAGCCUUUCCAAAAGGCACAGCCCGCGCUCCCGCUGCGAGGGCGAGCGCUUCGCUUCAGUCCCCGGAGAGGAGGCUGCUGCUGGAGUCCGGGAGGGGAUUUCUCUCCCCGCAGAACACCAAAAAAAAAAAAAAAAAACAACGCUUUUGAUCUCGAGGCUGAGCUAGCAAAGGGUUACGAAUCCCUGUUCGUGCUCCGGGAGCCAGGGGUUGUGCUUCCCUGCGUGGGAAGGGGAUCUGUCCGUGGCUGCGAGGGGGAAAGACCCGUGGGGCUGAGAUGUUGCCCGUGGCAGAUGGCGCUCCUGCUCCGCGUGUCCCCCCGCCGCCCAGGGCUGUCGAGGCAGGCGGUUUCCUGGAACCGGAUCCUCGGCCUCGACAGAGCCGCCUCUGCCCUCGCCGCCUGUAGCCAUGGACCUGCGAGCGGAGCUGCUGAAGUCCAUCUGGUACGCCUUCACCGCCCUGGAUGUGGAGAAGAGCGGCAAAGUCUCCAAAUCCCAGCUCAAAGUGCUGUCUCACAACCUGUACACGGUGCUGUGCAUCCCCCACGAUCCCGUGGCGCUGGAAGAGCAUUUCCGCGAUGACGACGACGGGCCGGUGUCCAGCCAGGGUUACAUGCCGUACCUCAACAAGUACAUCCUGGAUAAGGUGGAAGAAGGCGCUUUUGUCAAAGAAAACUUUGAUGAGCUCUGCUGGACCCUGACAGCGAAGAAGAAUUACAAGCCUGACCGGAACGGGAAUAGCAUUGUAUCCCACCAAGAUGCCUUCAAGCUCUGGUGUCUCUUCAACUUUCUGUCCGAAGACAAAUACCCUCUUGUCAUGGUGCCAGAUGAGGUGGAGUACCUGCUGAAGAAGAUCUGCACGGCCAUGAACGUGGAGCUGAACUCCUGCGAGCUGGAUGACUACCUGUCCCAGGAGCAGCAGGGGCAGGGGGGGCUGACGGUCUGGCAGUUCCUGGACAUGGUGAACUCGGGGCGGUUCCUGCGAGGCAUCGAGCCGGAGGCCGUCAGCAUGGCCGUGGAGGAGGUGUACCAGGAGGUCAUUGAGGAUGUGCUCAAACAGGGCUACCUCUGGAAGAAGGGCCAGCUGCGGAGGAACUGGUCAGAGCGGUGGUUCACACUGAAGCCCAGUGUCCUGUCCUACUACAUGAGCGAGGAACGGAAGGAGAAGAAGGGGAGCAUCACGUUGGACAAGCACUGCUGCGUGGAGGUGCUGCCCGACCGGGAUGGGAAGAGGUGCAUGUUCUGCGUGAAGACCUCCUCCCGCACUUACGAGAUGAGCGCCUCCGACACCCGGCAGCGCCAGGAGUGGACAUUAGCCAUCCAGACGGCCAUCCGGCUGCAGGCUGAGGGCAAGAAGUCCCUGCACAAAGACCUGAAGCAGAAGCGACGGGAGCAGCGGGAGCAACGGGAGCAGCGCAAGGCGGCCAAGGAGGAGGAGACGCAGCGGCUCAAGCAGCUCCAGGAGGAGAAGGAGAGGAAGCUGCAGGAGCUGGAGCUGCUCAAGGAGGCCCAGAGGCAGGCGGAGAUACUCCUGCAAGAGGAAGAGCAGCGGCGGAGGCAGCAGCACGAGGAGAUGCAGAGGACUCUGGAGAUCCAGCUGCAGGAGGCUGAGCAGGCUCGCGCCUCCAUGCAGGCGGAGAUGGUCUUGAAGGAGGCAGAGGCAGAGCGUCAGCGCAAGCGCAUCCUGGAGCUGGAGGACAUGCAGGAGCGUCUCCAGGAGGCCCUGCAGCAGGAGGUGAAGGCGCGGCAGGACGAGGAGUCCGUGAGAUACGCGCAGGCCAGGCUACUGGCUGAGGAAGAGGAGAAGCUGAAGCAGCUGAUGAAGCUGAAGGAGGAACAAGAGGAAUAUAUCAUCAAAACUCAGCGGGAGAAGCAAGUCCUCAAGCAGGAGAUGGAGAACAAGAACAAGUGUCUGGAGGAGGCGCAGAAGCAGCUGGAAGAAGUGAGAGUGAACAGGCAGCGGGUGGACCAGGACGUCAUGGCAGCCCAGCGGAAGCUGCGACAGGCCAGCACCAACGUCAAGCACUGGAACGUCCAGAUGAACCGGCUGAUGCACCCCAUCGAGCCCGGAGACAAGCGUACGAACGUGAGCGGAGGAGGCUUUGCUGGCUACAAACCCCUCCUCUCCCAGAGAGAUUCCUCCCUCAAACUCAAGCAGAAAGCGGAGGAUAAAGGCAGCGACCCCAUGAGGGACAACAGCAAGGAAAACGUGAGCAAUGGUGGCAACAGCAGCGUGUCGCCGUCUCCGGAUGCAGACACCAUGGCCACGGAGCCCACCAACUAGCCCAGCAGGAUGGCAGAGCCCAGCGGGGAACCGCAGGGCCCAGCACGUCCCUCUGAGUGGACACAGUCAAUACGGCCGUCUCUGGAUGGAGACAAGCAGGGACCAGCACAGAGCCUAUAGGUGACUAUGUAUAAGGCAGUGAUGCUCCCAUUUUCUUCAGGGAAGGGCUGUGGCCACGACGUGCCAGGAGGCUCAGACAGCUCAACGCUGGGGAGGAGGAAGCGGGGCCAUCUCCUCCGGGCUGCCCAGGUGUGGGACCUGGACUCAACUCACCAGAUUCUAGUUUCUACCCUGCCAAAAAAAAAAAAAAAAAAGUCACCAGUGGGUCUGGACUGCCUGGCCCAGGGCUGCAGUCUCCCCUUGGUUUCUACCAGCAACCCUUCCGCAUCGCCCGCUGCGCUCCUGGGUGCGUGGCCCUGCAUCAGCAGCUGCCAGGGAAGCCUUGGCAGACUGAGCAGUGCCCAGAGAAGGGCCGGGUUGUCCUUAACUAACACGUGCAUUCCCUGAAGGUGGUUGUUAGUCAGUGGAGUCACAUCGAUGUUAGCAGAAACCAACAAGCAAUAAAGCUUCGGGAGCCGCUGGCCCGCAGACCUUCCCGGCACGUCUGUGGCCCCGCAGGCACCAGCCCUCCCUCCUCGGCA
Molecule: messenger RNA, 3454 nt
Organism: Tyto alba (common barn owl)
Lineage: Eukaryota; Metazoa; Chordata; Aves; Strigiformes; Tytonidae
Gene: DEF6
Product: DEF6 guanine nucleotide exchange factor
Exons: 11
Coding region: 939-2813 (624 amino acids)
Cellular component (GO): cytoplasm; nucleus
Source: RefSeq, a predicted model, not a curated record